UUAGGCGGGUCCACACAGAGCGAGCAGCCUCGCGAGGCAUUUGCCGCGCGAGGAAACUGUCCCCGAACGAGCGCGGCAGCCUCGGUAUCAUCGCAAGGCUGCUGCGCGCGGCAAGCCCGAGCCGUUCGUUCGUUCAGUUGAGAGUUAAGACAUCAUGGCACCACACGUACGUGUUGCGGUGGCAGCUGUUGCUUUUAUACUUAUAAAUAGGAUUAUAAAAAAGAGAAGACAAAAAAAACUUAAACGAAGACAAUAUUGGAUCCAGACAUUAUACAAAAACAGAUUAUAUAAUGGAAAGGAAUGUUAUGGAAACGAACUGUACCAAGAAUUGAUUAAUGAUGGAGUGGAGAAAAAUUUUGCACGCAUUAAUGAAGAGGAGUUGGAUCUAUUGUGUUCAAACUUGCAAAGCAAACUUCGGAGAAAUGAUACGAACUGGCGUCGAGCGAUAACCGUGAGAGAAAAGCUACUUUUAACAUUACGGUUCUUAGCGACAGGAGAUUCUUAUACCAGUUUGCAGUAUCUCUUUCGCAUUUCGAAACAAUCUAUAUCGAAGAUUGUUCCUGAAGUUUGUGAUGCCAUCAUCGAACAUUUAAAGGAUUAUGUAAAGGUGCCGGCUACAGAAAAAGAGUGGCUCGCAAUUUCAAACGGUUUCCUUAAUAAAUGGAAUUUCCCACAUGCUGUAGCAGCGAUGGAUGGCAAGCAUGUUGUUUUACAGUCUCCCAUAAACAGUGGCAAUGACUAUGAUAAUUAUAAAUCAUUUUCAAGUAUAGUUUUGUUCGCCUUAGUAGAUGAAAAUUACAACUUUUUAUAUGUAAAUGUUGGGAGUAAAGGACGGAUUUCUGAUGGAGGUGUCUUUAAAAAUACAAAAUUAUAUCAAAAACUUGAAAAAAGAGAACUUAACAUCCCAUCACCCACAAUUUUGCAAAUACCGUACUCUACCAAAGUACCAUUUUAUAUAUUAGGUGACAAAGCUUUUCAGCUGAAUGAAUACACCAUGAGACCUUACGAGGGCAAUCCAGAAAGAGGUUCAAAGGAAAGAAUUUUUAAUUAUAGACUCUUCAGAGCACGAAGAGUUGUAGAAAACGCUUUCGGAGUGUUAAGUUCUGUUUAUAGAGUUUUGCGUAAACCAAUGUUAUUGGAACCGGAACAAGCAACAAAAGUGGUCUUAGCAUCAAUUCAUUUGUAUAACUAUUUACGGAGAACAUCCUCUAAUAGCUUUGCAGCUCCUGGCUUUUUUGAUGUGGUGGGAAAUGACGGGGAAAUGGUAGAAGGUAGUUGGCGAAAUGAAUCAGAACCAACAUCAUUAUUACCAAUUCAACAAAUACCACGACGGGGAGCAAAUAAUGCUAAAGAGGUACGUGACCACCUAGCAAGACAUUUUAUUACGAAUGGAACUGUCUCAUGGCAAGAUAACUAUCAAUAAGAAAUAUUAUAUGUACUUACAUUUUC
Molecule: messenger RNA, 1449 nt
Organism: Amyelois transitella
Lineage: Eukaryota; Metazoa; Arthropoda; Insecta; Lepidoptera; Pyralidae
Exons: 2
Coding region: 155-1423 (422 amino acids)
Source: RefSeq, a predicted model, not a curated record